UCCUUUUCCACUCCGCCCAGUCUGAAAAAGAGAGAGAGAGAGAGAAUCAGCGCGUGAAUGGAGCAUGGUGUGCUUUCGAUUCCUUGUGAAGUGUUGGAUGUGGUUUGAUGUUAUGGAGAUUCGGAAGAAGAACAUUUGCAUUGAAUGACAGUGCAGACAGGCAAUGGCGCAGAGAUGGCUGUGGAUGUUAGUACCGUGGAGAGGAUUCUGGAACCCGCGCUCCAAAGCGCCUGGACAAGAGGAAGAACGCCAUGUUAAAGCCAACGACCGUGACUACAACGAAAGGUUCACUUAUGCUGACAAUCACAUCAAGACAGCAAAGUAUACGUUCUACACCUUUCUACCCAUAAACCUGUUUGAGCAGUUUCAGCGGUUUGCCAAUGCUUACUUCUUAGUACUGCUGAUUCUACAGUUAAUUCCAGAGAUCUCCUCUCUGUCCUGGUUCACUACCAUUGUGCCUUUGGUAUUGGUACUGACUAUCACCGCUGUAAAAGAUGCUACUGAUGACUAUUUCCGCCAUAAAAGUGAUCAACAAGUCAACACUCGCCAGUCUCAGGUACUCAUCAAGGGAAAGAUUCAAAAAGAAAAAUGGAUGAAUGUUAGAGUUGGUGACAUUAUAAAACUUGAGAACAACCAGUUUGUUGCUGCUGACGUGCUCCUGCUUUCCAGCAGUGAGCCUUAUGGGCUGUGCUAUAUCGAGACAGCAGAGUUAGAUGGAGAGACAAACUUGAAGGUGCGCCAGGCUUUGACUGUAACCUCAGACCUUGGAGCAGACGUUGCUAAGCUUGCGGAUUUCAAUGGAGAAGUUGUAUGUGAGCCUCCCAAUAAUAAGCUGGACAAAUUCAUUGGGACUCUGUACUGGAAGGACAAUAAGUAUUCUCUGGACAACGAGAAAAUGCUGCUGAGAGGCUGUAUGCUCAGAAACACUGAGUGGUGCUUUGGCAUGGUCAUCUUUGCUGGGCUCCAAACCAAGCUGAUGCAGAACUGUGGGAGGACAAAAUUCAAAAGGACCAGCAUUGACAGGCUGAUGAACACUUUGGUACUGUGGAUUUUUGGAUUUCUCAUCUGCAUGGGGAUCAUCCUGGCUAUUGGGAACACUAUCUGGGAACAGAGAGUGGGCAGAAACUUCUGGGCGUACUUGCUAUGGGACGAACUCCUAAGCAGUGCUGUGUUUUCUGGAUUCCUCACUUUCUGGUCUUACAUCAUCAUUCUCAACACUGUUGUUCCCAUCUCUCUUUAUGUGAGUGUUGAGGUCCUACGUCUAGGCCACAGCUACUUCAUAAACUGGGAUCGGAAAAUGUACUACAGUCGUAAGGACACUCCAGCUGAAGCUCGAACCACCACCCUGAAUGAGGAGCUGGGCCAAGUUGAGUUCAUUUUCUCAGACAAAACAGGCACACUCACCCAGAACAUUAUGGUCUUCAGUAAAUGCUCCAUCAAUGGAAAUACUUAUGGUGAUGUUUACGAUGAGUUUGGACACAAAGUGGAUAUUACAGAGAAAACACCAUGUGUGGAUUUCUCCUUCAACCCACUGAUGGACAGGAAGUUUCGUUUCCAUGACAGCAGCCUCGUGGAGGCUAUUAAGUUGGAGGAGCCUUUGGUGCAGGAAUUUUUCAGACUGCUUGCUCUGUGUCACACAGUCAUGCCUGAAGAGAGGAGCGAAGGGGAGCUGGUAUAUCAGGCUCAAUCUCCAGAUGAAGGAGCUUUAGUCACGGCAGCUCGCAACUUUGGAUUCGUAUUUCGAGCCAGAACACCAGAGACCAUUACUCUGUAUGAGAUGGGCCAGCCUGUCACCUACCAGCUCCUGGCCAUACUGGAUUUUAACAAUGUCCGCAAGAGAAUGAGUGUUAUUGUGAGAAAUCCAAAGGGGCAGCUGAAACUUUACUCUAAAGGAGCAGACACAAUAAUCUUUGACAGGCUAGAGCCCGCCAAUGAAGAGCUUAUGUACACUACCUCAGAACAUCUAAACGAGUUUGCUGGUGAGGGUCUGAGGACGUUGGCACUGGCCUAUAAAGAUCUGGAUGAGGACAUGUUUGAUGAGUGGAUGAAGAAACUGCUGUUUGCCAGUGCAGCACUGGAGAACAGAGAGGAAAGACUGGGAGCUCUGUAUGAGGAGGUGGAGCAGGGCCUGAUGCUUCUUGGAGCCACAGCCAUAGAGGACAAACUACAAGAAGGAGUACCAGAAACUAUUAGCUGUUUGACCCUGGCCAAUAUCAAAAUUUGGGUCCUCACUGGAGACAAACUAGAGACAGCAAUGAACAUUGGUUACUCCUGCAACAUGCUGAGAGAUGAUAUGAACGAGGUGUUCAUUAUCUCAAGUCACACCAUGCUGGAAGUUCAGCAAGAGCUCAAAAAUGCCAAAGAGAGGAUCAUGGGUCCCAGCAGAGAGAGAUUUAGCAGUAGCCAGGAUGUUGGAAAAACGGAUAUGUAUGCCAGUGACUCUGUGUUUGAGGAAACCAUCAUUGCAGAAUGUGCUUUGAUCAUCAAUGGACAUAGUUUGGCCCAUGCGCUGGAGGCUGACCUUGAGCAGAUUCUGUUGGAUGUGGCAUGCCUGUGUAAGACUGUAAUCUGCUGUAGGGUCACUCCUCUGCAGAAGGCUCAGGUGGUAGAGCUGGUCAAGAGACACAAAAGAGCUGUGACCCUGGCCAUUGGGGAUGGAGCCAAUGACGUCAGUAUGAUCAAGACAGCUCACAUUGGUGUGGGCAUCAGUGGGCAAGAGGGCAUGCAAGCUGUGUUGGCCUCAGACUACUCCUUUGCACAGUUCCGCUACCUCCAGCGCCUCUUAUUGGUCCAUGGCCGUUGGUCCUAUCACCGCAUGUGCAACUUCCUCUGCUACUUCUUCUACAAGAACUUUGCCUUUACGCUGGUGCACUUCUGGUUUGGCUUUCUGUGUGGUUUCUCUGCUCAGACCGUGUAUGACCAGUGGUUCAUCACUCUAUUCAACAUAGUCUACACCUCACUGCCUGUUCUUGCUAUGGGUGUGUUUGACCAGGACGUGAAUGAGCAGUACAGUCUGCGCUACCCAAACCUGUACAGACCUGGGCAGCUUAACCUUUUAUUUAACAAACGUAAGUUCUUCACCUGUACACUGCAGGGAGUCUGCACCUCAUUUAUCCUCUUCUUUAUCCCAUAUGGGGCCUUCCUCUGUGCUGUGAGAGAUGACGGAUCCCACAUCUCCGAUCAGCAGUCCUUCGCUGUUACUAUAGCAACCUCACUGGUCAUCGUAGUUAGUGUCCAGAUCGGGCUUGACACAAACUACUGGACUGCAGUGAACCACUUUUUUAUAUGGGGUAGCCUGGCUGUAUACUUUGCUAUACUGUUUGCAAUGAACAGUGAUGGCAUCUUCAGAAUAUUUCCAAGCCAGUUCCCUUUUGUUGGCACAGCGCGGAACGCUCUGAAUCAGAAGAGUGUGUGGCUUGUCAUUCUGCUCACCACAGUGGUGUGUAUAAUGCCGGUGGUGGCCAUGCGCUUCCUCAAGACAGACCUCCAUCCUACACAGACUGACAAAGUGCGUUUGCUCCAGCAAGCCACCAGGAGGCAAGGCCCCCAGGAGCAGAACCUCAGGCGCGUGCGCAGGACCAGCUCUCGCCGCUCUGCCUACGCCUUUGCCCACCAGCAGGGAUACGGAGAGCUCAUCACCUCUGGCAAAAACAUGAAGGUCCACACCUCAUCCACUUCAGCCGUCCCUAGCUCAUCCCCAGGGAGAACCCACAGCAGUGGGAACUGGAUAGAGAACAUGCUGAAAAAGAGAGGGGCAGUGGAAGCUGAAGAAACCAUGGAUUCUGGGGUUACAGAGCACAUUAGAGCAGAUGAGAGGAGUGAGGACAGCCUAGAGACGCUGUACACGCACUGAUUGACUGACAUAAAGUGCAGCAUAUUAUAGGGCAAGCAGCAAGAUUCCAGCUGAAAAGGGAUUUCUCCUUAGUCAUCUCCUGAAAUAUGCUAGUUUAGCACCAGUUACUCUAUGUGUCUGUAAUGCCAAUGUUUGGCAAAUAUAUGGUAUUAGAGGACCACAGAACUGAUAAACAAGACACAGAUGCACUCUGUGCAUGCUUGCCUCAUACCUCACAGCUGUAUGGCUAUCUGGAGAGCAGUUCAAAGUGACCAGACAGCAGAAGAGAGCACAUGGAGUGGCACUAAGGAGACCAGCACUGCACAGGAGAGACUCCAAAGAGCCAGCAUAAUGAAGCACAGAUAAGACUCCUUACCUUCCUGUUCUAAUUUCCUCUUUCAUGCAAAUACACUCUAUUCUCCUGGUGCACUUUUCAUUUAAUUGUGGUUAAAUAGUCAGUUAGUUUGGAUUUAAUUUUAUCUUGCCAGUGGACUGAGACAGACGUGAAAAUGCGGAAACGUUGCUCCACAAAGCCUCAUUUUUAGAGAUUUUCAAAAAACUCUUCAUAUGCUUCCAAAAUACUGCAGAGCCAGCCAGUAGGCUAUAUAUAACUUAAUUGUGUGCACAAUUCCAGGGCAACCGUUGGUGAGCAACUACUGGUGAAAUCGAGUAAACUGCAAUACUCUCAGGAGUCAUACUACUUGUAGUUCAUUUCAGCAUUAUAAUUUAGGUCACUGUAUGUUUUAACUGAUUCUUAUCAUCUCACAAAUGGAGCAGGAAGAAACCACUGAAAAGCAUUGCUUUUUAUGUAUCACAGGUUUGAAGGAGUUGAUACAACAAUACCUCUUCUUAAACUAUUGUAAACCUUAAUCAACAAUUUACUAUAAUACUUGAUUUGGAUUAUUUUCUCAAUGUAUUAAAUUAUUUCAGACAUACACUAAAGGUUUGUACUUUUAGCCAACUUUAAAGAGCUUAAGACUGCAUCAAUGUUAGUAAACAGAAUUUAGCCAACUGCACUAUCAUAUCACGAUCAAUGAUUUGUAGUAAGAAUGUUAUAUAAAUUGUAGUAUAGGCCCAUCUACAGCACUUGUAAAGUAGCUUGAGCAUCGUGACAAAAUAGCAUCAGUUGACGGCAUCCGCCAAUCAUCAUGGCUUCACCCUACUACCAUUUCUACACACUAAAUAUGUCUUCAUUUACAAAAGCAGAUUGUAAUUAUACCUCUAGUGUUCAUAUAUCAUAUAGCAUCUGGUUUGCAUGCAGACCCCUGAAUGGAGAAAACACUGAGAGUGCAGACAUGCAGUUAAAGAUAAAGGUAACAGUCCAGAGGCUACACAGCUGUGCCUUUCAUCCACCCUCUACUGAUAGGUCAAGCAUUUACUGUAUAUAAACAGAUCAUAACUAUGGCUGUGUGCAGAAGGGUCUAUAAAGUUGGGCAUUUCCUUCACUGUCCUUUCAUAAAAAGGAAAUUUUGUGCCUUUUUUUCUUUCAGUAAAGGGAGUAUAUGUUUGAGUUUAGUACAGUAUUUCAUCGUUUGUCAUUUUCUCUGUGUUACCAACACCACAAACCUCUAUGGUGUAAACAACAAUUUUCCAGUCGAACAUUUUAACUGUUUGUUUAUAUUACGUUACACAGAGAUAUGAGGUUUUACAUUUUCUAUUUAAAAAUAGAUGUUAAAGGGUGUUGUGCAACAUGAUUUGUUUUUAUGAAUGUAUAGUUUAUGCCUCAUCUUGAGAAUGUAUGAGAAACUUAAUUGCUGUGCUAUUUUGUCAAGGAAGACCAUGCAAAUUGUUUGUUUUUAUUUAUAUGCAUGGAUUUUAUACAGUUCAUUGUACUUUUUAUAAUACGAUGCAUAAAAUGCCCAUUAUGAGUUUA
Messenger RNA from Pygocentrus nattereri (red-bellied piranha), 5705 nucleotides. It is a transcript of the gene atp8b4, whose product is annotated as ATPase phospholipid transporting 8B4. Gene Ontology annotation, biological process: Golgi organization; phospholipid translocation. Gene Ontology annotation, molecular function: ATPase-coupled intramembrane lipid carrier activity; magnesium ion binding; ATP binding. The record is from RefSeq and is a predicted model, not a curated record. Lineage: Eukaryota; Metazoa; Chordata; Actinopteri; Characiformes; Serrasalmidae. The transcript is spliced from 29 exons. Gene Ontology annotation, cellular component: plasma membrane. Bases 164 to 3853 code for a protein of 1229 amino acids.